GAAUUUCAUAAAUAUAUGCGUUGAUUGUGUUUCGGAAAUCAAAAACCAAAAUGAACAAAAAUACCUAAUAUUUUAUCCAAAAGUAUUCAAAUUACUUCAUAUUUUUUUUCUUUAUGAUAAAUUAUCGAUUAAAUUUAUUAAAAAUAUCCUAAAAUUUAAACCAAACCAGAUCUGAAAUUUUUUCAGAUAUUAACCAGUUAUUAAUUUUAUCAUCUAAAUGGGAAACUAAAAAUCAAAAUAAUUAAAUUAAAAUUGAACCAAAUUGUAUAAAUCACUGAAAGAACGAUAUGUCUCUGUAUAACCGAAAAAUCGGAGAUAGAAUUAACCUAACCGAAUCAAACAAAAACACAAAAUGCCCAAAUUGCAUUAUCUAAUCACUGACCCGGUUAGAUCCGCGUUUAAAGUGAAUCUGGUUUAAAUUCGGUCUGGUUUAAAUUUAGAAUUGUUUUUUGUUUCUUUUUAGGUAACGUUUAUUCGACCUAAUCAUGACAAGUUUGAACUGAACGAGUUUGAUCCUUUUUCUAACAUGUCCGAACCAGAAAAUGCCAAAACUGUUCGAGGUGGGUCCCAAAUUUUGCCGUAGACUCGAAAACGACGCCGUAGGGAUGAGGCCUUGAGGGCGGCGGAGAUGAUUCGCUCCUCCACCACAGGUAUAUAACGUCACUCGGCUUCCUUAUUGGUCGUCUCUCGGUGCACAAGUUUUCUUUUUCUCGAUAUCUGUUUUCAUACAACAAUCCACAACUAUUAAAAUCUUUUCUUUUUCAAUAAUCUUUUGUUUAAAUAAUUGAAACGUAUUCUCCACAAUAAUGAAACCCAUGUGUUAUUUCUCCUACUCAAUGUAACGUGUCGACCUACAACUAUUAUCUACCAGUCACCAAAAUGUAACUUAUAAUCUUCAAAAAAAGUUAUUGAAAAGUAAUAAUAAUCUUCAAAAGGGUGAAAUCAUUUAAAGGAAAUAGGUAGAGUAAUUUGUGGGUCGCAUAGAGGUGAAAAAUAGCAGAGCGUAGGAGGAGAAAAAAAUUGAAAGAUGCAUGGGAGUAUGAUUUGAUGUAAAGCCUGCGACUCCUCCAUCUUUGUAUAUGUGCGACGUUUCCUUGUGACAGAUAAUUGAUGGAUGGAUGUGAUCUCUUCUCACGAUUUGAUGCAUCCAUGCUCUUACUUUUUUUUUCUUCUUGUAAUAAAGUUUUUGUCUUGAAAACAUUAAUGCGUAUAGAAUCUUAUACAUGUUGAAGCUCAGAAAAAAGAUCCAACUAGUAUCCAAUAAUCUAUUGGCUAGUAACGUUAAUUUAAUUUUUUUUUAAAGAGAUUUUGGCUGACGUAGAGUCCCCUGAGAUUUUCAGUCACGCACACAUUGCAUGACUCAAUAGAUAAUUAUAAUUAUCCUAGAUUCUAUUACCACAAUUUAGCGAUUUUAAUUAAUUAUUAUACAAUAAUAUAUAUUCGUUUUGUGUGGUGUAUUGUACACAUCAACAUCAACUCCUGUCUGUCACUAGCUACAGUCAAAUAUCACAUCAGUUGCUUGUAGAACAGGAGAAACACAGAUCAUUAAAAAAGUACCCUUUUAUUAUUUUUACCCUUCAUUUGUCUUUAAAAAUUAGAAAAAUCUAGGGUUUUGUUGGCUUUACAGUUUCCUCGUCCUCUUUCGUGUCUUUUGUUCCUUCCCCACACAAUGGAUAUGGAUGUGUUUAAUGGUUGGGAGAGAUCGAGAUAUGAAGAUGAAACCGUAAUGCCACCUGGUUUUAGGUUUCAUCCUACCGAUGAAGAGCUCAUCACUUACUACCUCCUCAAGAAAGUCCUUGACUCCAGUUUCUCAUGUGCCGCCAUUUCUCAAGUUGAUCUCAACAAGUCUGAGCCUUGGGAGCUUCCUGAGAAAGCGAAGAUGGGGGAGAAAGAGUGGUACUUUUUCACACUGAGAGACCGUAAGUACCCAACGGGCCUAAGAACUAACAGAGCAACAGAAGCUGGCUACUGGAAAGCAACUGGUAAAGACAGAGAGAUCAAAAGCUCAAAGACAAACUCUCUUCUCGGGAUGAAGAAGACUCUUGUCUUUUACAAAGGCAGAGCUCCUAAAGGUGAGAAAAGCUGUUGGGUCAUGCAUGAGUAUCGCCUCGACGGAAAGUUCUCUUACCAUUACAUCACUUCCUCCGCUAAGGAUGAAUGGGUUCUCUCUAAAGUCUGUCUGAAAAGCAGUGUUGUCAGUAGAGAGACAAAACUGAUCUCUUCUUCCGGCGGUGUCAACUGCUCCUCUUCCUCCUCCUCCGCUGGUUCUUUAAUUGCUCCGAUGAUCGACGCCUAUGCGACGGAGCACGUGUCCUGUUUCUCCAAUACCUCUGCAGCUCAUGCUGACGCGAGCUUUCCUCCUGCUUACCUUCCGGCUCCUCCUCCACCGCCUUCUCUGCCACGUCAGCCGCGCUGCUUCGGUGAUGACGUGGCGUUUGGUCAGUUUAUGGAUGUGGGAGCUUCUGGACAGUUCAGCAUCGACGCAGCGUUUUUACCGAAUCUACCUUCUCUGCCUCCGACGGUGUUUACAACUCCUUCUCAGCCGUUCGGAGUGUACGGUGGAGGCUCCGCCGUGAGUUCGUGGCCGUUUGCUCUCUGAUGAUUCGUUAUCCGGUCACAAGCUGUCUCUAUCUAUCUACCGUUUAUGAAUUCGUUUUAAGAAAAACUAAACUUUCGUUUUAAUUAAUGGUUUGUAUUAGUUUCGAAUCAUGUAGCUGUGUGUUGCAUUUGGUUUAUGUACGUGUUUUGUAAUGACUUUAUGCAUGUUUUAUUUCAUGAUUUUCUAUGUGAAAGUACAAUGAACUUCUGAAUUUUGUUUUGCUUACAACUAGUUUUCUAGUACUAUUGAGUGCCAUCAAAAAGUAAAAUUAUAAAACUAGUAACUCAUUUUUCUGUUAAAAACGGGAUUGAUUUUGCAAAGGUUAAAGUUCAUACUAAAAAGAAAAAUUGGAUUGAUUUUGAAAGGUAAAUGUCGAAUUUUUUUUUUGGUUAAGAAUGCUAAUAUCAUAUUAAUGAUGUUCAGAUUUUACAAAAAGUUAAAUCUAAAGUUACUACAAAAAAAAUAUGAAAAAACAGCAAUUUCAGUUCUUGUUGCUAACUUGGGAUAGAUAAGACGGAUUAAUAACAAGAUAAACUGGUGGGCCCCUUGAAUGUAAUGGGCCUUGGCCCGAAAGACGAAACAUAUAACAAGGGGUUAAAAUGGUAAAUUACUGUCGGAGACAUCAUCUCUUUCUUUCUGGAUAACACAGAGACAUCAAAGGAGACCAAAGAGAAGAGUUCGGUAGUAGAAGGAAGCCAUGGCGACAGUAGUCCAGUGUCUUUCUUCAUGUGCGAAUCUCAAUUCCAAAUUCAAUGUCCUUUCGCUUAAGGGAGCUUCUUCUUCUCCAACUUAUUCCUUCUCCGCUCGUCGUGGGAACAUGUUGGUACAGAAUAGGCCAAUGAGGAGGCAAAUGAUUGUGUGUGAGGCUGCUCCGACGAAGAAAGCUGAUUCAGCUGCAAAGAGAGCUCGCCAAGCCGAGAAGAGACGCGUUUACAACAAAUCUAAGAAGUCUGAAGCUCGUACUCGGAUGAAGAAGGUCUUGGAAGCACUAGAUGGGCUCAA
Brassica rapa (field mustard) is the source of this 3601-nucleotide messenger RNA. RefSeq names its product protein CUP-SHAPED COTYLEDON 1. Gene Ontology annotation, biological process: regulation of DNA-templated transcription. Lineage: Eukaryota; Viridiplantae; Streptophyta; Magnoliopsida; Brassicales; Brassicaceae. The record is from RefSeq and is a predicted model, not a curated record. Gene Ontology annotation, molecular function: DNA binding.